UUCCAUCCCUCUUUCCUUCUGUAUCUCAUGGGGCUCCCUUGUGUUUGCAUAAAGAUGCCGAAAUGGUGCAUAAGCAUCGGGACACUUCUAAGCCUGCUUCAGUAUUUCAAGGUAAUGGUGAUACUGGCACUUAGUCAUCUGCGUCUGCUCAAGCCUUCAGAACAGAUAACUGAGUCAGCUACUGACUCCAUGGAAGAACAUCAUCAUCCGAAUCCAAACAAUUAUGUUCUUGUGUUGGAUCGUAUGUGCCCGUCGAUAGUCCCCAUCCCAAUUCAUGUCCUAACUGCAUAUAUCAAGAGGAGGCUUCCAGUAGUGGAGUUUGUUCAAGUUCUUGAGAGAUACACAAAGCAUGCAAGUGAGGAUACGGUAUGCUAUAUAUGCUUGGAGUACAUAGAGGGAAGCCAUGAGGUGAGGGAACAGUGCAACUGUGAUCAUGUGUUUCAUAGGGAGUGUCUAGAUAGUUGGGUUAACCAGGGCCAGCUGACCUGCCCUUUGUGCAGAGCUAUGUUGUUUUCGCCCAAGAGCCAAAAAACGAGCUGUGGAGGAAAUCCAUGGACAAUGGAUAGGGAUGCUUACUUGGAUAGAUUAGAUUUCAUUGUGAGAUGAAUAAUAGUAAACUCUUGCCCUCCAAAUUUAUAGUUUUUACUUUGCUUAAACUUUGCUUGAGCUAGUUGAAAUGGCCACAAGAGAGUUCAAAAUAGACAUCUCUGUAAAUUA
This is a messenger RNA of Prunus avium (sweet cherry), 717 nucleotides long. RefSeq lists its product as uncharacterized. Lineage: Eukaryota; Viridiplantae; Streptophyta; Magnoliopsida; Rosales; Rosaceae. The record is from RefSeq and is a predicted model, not a curated record. Gene Ontology annotation, molecular function: zinc ion binding; ubiquitin protein ligase activity. Gene Ontology annotation, biological process: protein ubiquitination.